Rhodamnia argentea is the source of this 1397-nucleotide messenger RNA. RefSeq lists its product as uncharacterized. Lineage: Eukaryota; Viridiplantae; Streptophyta; Magnoliopsida; Myrtales; Myrtaceae. Bases 67 to 966 code for a protein of 299 amino acids. The record is from RefSeq and is a predicted model, not a curated record. The transcript has 9 exons.
GUAAAGUGUCAAGUCGGAUUUGAGAAGCAGAGUCUCGCUCCGAUCCCGCCGUUUUCGAGUCCGAAGAUGGCGGCGAGCCUCCUCCUCCUCCUCCUCCUGCUUCCGGCCAUCUUCCCCCUCCUCCUCCAUCUCUCGCAUGCCUCCACCGAGCUCCCUCAGUCAACGACGUGCCCAGCUCAACAAGUCCGCGACGGCUUGGUCUGUGAAUUGCGCGAUUUGAGGCUCAAGGUCGCUCGCCUCGAAUCCAUCCUUGAAGAGAGGACCCAACACUUGGAUGCGAAAGGCCUUCAUCUCAAACAGCAUGAGAAGCUAGUUGAAGAAUUGUCACAUAAGAUCAUUUCCCUGCAAUCGACUCUAUACAAUGCCAAUUUGCAGGAUGACUUGUCAAAUGCAGAUAAAAGGCUAAGAGCUCUAGAGGAAGAGGUAAGACGUCUAUGGGCUGCCUCAAGAAAAAACAACUUUGAUCUUCAUGUCUUGGAAUCUAAAGCAAAGGAAGCUGAGGCUAGACUGGAAGUUACUGCUUCAAAAGUCGAAAAGCUGGCUGACAUUGUUUCAGAGCAGUGGAUUCAAGUUCAGCACCUUGAGCAGGCUCUCCAGAUUACAGAAGUGAGGACUCUAAAUGCUCAAAGGAGAGUAUAUCCAACAAGAUGCACAUUCUUAAAGUUUAUUGACAGCAUCACCAGCAAUCAUCUUCAGAUGGUACGUGGGAUGUUACAUCACUAUUCAUUUGUCAAAGUACCUACAUCAACUUCUCAUCUCUCGAGGGCUCUGCAUCUGUCCAAGAAAGCCUUCUUGGCUGGGAAGAAGUAUCAUCAUGAGCUACAAGGUUUCAUCAAGAGAGAGAUGGAAAGAAAUGAGAUCAUGGCACCACUUGCAAAUGAUGAAGUGGUGUUUUUUGUGGCAUCUGCUAUCGUUAUGUUCCCUAUAAUGAGCAUUUGGGUAUGGUUCUCAUCACUGCUCCAAUAAAAGAAGCUUGCUCUGUUUGUCUGUUCAAAAUGAAGACAACGCUUCCUGCCUUGCUCUCUACGUUGGUAUUGGUAGGAAAAUAUUGGCACGGCUGAAUUAGAUCUGUACAUAGCACUGAAACUCAUUUUCAAUCUACUUCAAUACAUACUGUCUCCAGCUGCAUUCUUGACAAUGUGAGCCUAAAAUGGUAUUCACGCUUUUCGAACUUUUCUUGAUUGGGACAGGCACUGUGUCUUGGUCAAAUAUCUUGUAGACUAGUAUGGAAAAUGCACUGUCACAUUUUCUGCUGUGCUUUCAAACUUUUUUUCUUUACAACUUUUGCCUUUGACCUGAUUUGUAAUGAUUUGGAUCGUUAGUGAUCCAAACAGAAAUUGAUCUUUUGGUUGGGUUUUUCACUUUCUCAUCUCUUUGAUUUAGAAAGAAGUAAUGAU